AUGAACCAAGAAUUUGAUCAAAACCUGCCUUAUAUUUACUGUGGUAUAUGCUUCAAAGACAACCAUGAUGUUGAAGGGCUAGAUAAUAAACUACUAUUGACAUCUUGUGCCCAUAUAACCUGUGACAUUCAUUUACAAUCAAAGCAUAUUGAACUGUACUUGGCUCAGAAUGAUUCCGAUUCUCCCUGUCCAGUUUGUGGUUCUAAUCCGAUAUCAACUGUUCCUAUCAACAGAAUGCUACCCGUUGAACUAAAAAACUUUUUCAUUCCGACACCACAGCAAAUUGAUUUGUUGACAAGCUCUGGGAAAUUUCAGUAUUGCUCAUUAGUUGACAGAAUUAACUAUUAUAGGUCCACUAUAUCCAAAAUGAAUGAAAAGUUGAAAAAACAAAAAGAGUUUCUAUAUGCAGCAAAAGAAGAAAUAACCCAACUAAGUAAAUAUAAACUCCAGGUUCAAGAAUUAACUAACGAAAUAGAUUUACUUAGGAAGCAGCUACAAAGUACAGCUCGUCCAGACACUUUUGAUCUAUCGAACGAUAAUGAAAAUGAGAAAAGUGGAGAGUUUGAAAACAAUAUUUUUACACGGGAGCUGAGUCCGACUCAAACUGCUCUGCACACAUUUAUCAAUAAGGUCCAUCGAGAAUCUUUACAGAAAGUAAUACCAACUUCAAAACCUGAUACUGAUGAUAGAAACGGUUCAACAAGAAGAAGAUCUUUUUUUGCUGAAUCAACGAAACUAGGAGAAAUUAAUUCGAGGUCAAUUUCAUCCAGCAAUGAAUCUAGCAAUUCGCUAAAUAGUUUAAAGAGAUUUAGUUUUGAAAGUCCCAAAAAGAAGUAUUUACAAAAUCCAAUAGGCAAACGAUCUGCCACUAGUCAGCUUGCAACCCGAAUAACAGCUAACAUGAAACUUGGCGUCCCUGUGAGUGCAUCCAACGCACUGUCCAGAAGCUAUCAAAAUGGUUAUGUUAACAAAGUGUCGAAAGAUCCCACAUUAACGAGAACUAUGAGAAGAGCUAGCGAGGCAUCACCGUACUUUAAAGGGCUAAAUUACAAGUAUAAAAACAGCAGUCAUGACCAUCAUCAACACCAGUAUAAACGCUAG
This is a messenger RNA of Candida albicans SC5314, 1101 nucleotides long. RefSeq names its product SUMO ligase. The coding region runs from base 1 to 1101 and encodes 366 amino acids. The transcript is spliced from 2 exons. Gene Ontology annotation, molecular function: SUMO transferase activity. Gene Ontology annotation, biological process: protein sumoylation; homologous chromosome pairing at meiosis; reciprocal meiotic recombination. Gene Ontology annotation, cellular component: synaptonemal complex. The record is from RefSeq and is a predicted model, not a curated record. NCBI's taxonomy places the organism in Eukaryota, Fungi, Ascomycota, Pichiomycetes, Serinales, Debaryomycetaceae.